Messenger RNA from Toxorhynchites rutilus septentrionalis, 2955 nucleotides. Its product is annotated as piggyBac transposable element-derived protein 4-like. Lineage: Eukaryota; Metazoa; Arthropoda; Insecta; Diptera; Culicidae. The record is from RefSeq and is a predicted model, not a curated record. The transcript has 4 exons. The coding region runs from base 811 to 2955 and encodes 714 amino acids.
ACGGGUGCCGGCAUCUAUAUUGCCACCAACGAUUUUAUUUUUUUCUCUUCUUUAACAAUAAAUUAUCACUUCAAACCUUAUGUAGUAACUUGUUCUGAUGUCUAGCAACAUGCCUGAUUUUUUUAAGCACGAAAAAAUCAAAAACUAUUCAUUUUUGAGCCAUUUUUGUGUUAACAACUCUCGAUUUAUAGCAGCCACAGCAAAUUUCCCGUAAAGUCAUUGAAAUACAGUCUUUUUGCUUAAGUUUUCAAUGCAUAUGAAUUGUUUAGGACCUGUUGAGUCUGAUCAUGAGUUUUAUUAGUUGUUUUUGUUGAAUCUAACAUCAAAAAUUCAAUUACAAAAAGAUAAUUUUCACCAUCAAGUGUUUUCCGCUAGACGGGCAGGUGGCAUCUAUAUUGCCACCAACAUUUUACGCUAACCGGGCAGGUGGCAACUAUAUUGCCACCAACAUCUAACACUAGCCCUUUUACGGGCAGGUGGCAGCUAUAUUGCCACCAACAUUUUACGCUAGCCGGGCAGGUGGCAUCUAUAUUGCCACCAACAUUUUACGCUAGCCGGGCAGGUGGCAUCUAUAUUGCCACCAACUUUUUCAAUGUUUCAAACUGUUUGCGUAUUGAAAAUUAUUGUUAGUGUAUUUUAGCGUGUAAACAUGUUGUUUUUUUCCAGUGUUUUUGUUUUUGUUUAUAUUUCACCGGAGUAAACAUAAAACUGAUAAUUCGUAGAAACAAUUCACAAUUUUCGAAAUACCAGCAAAACACAUUUCGAAUACAUUUCAAACUAUCAAAUGGGUUACACAUUUCAGCUGAAGCUAUGUCGAGUGACAAUGAAUCGGAUGAUGACCUCGAAAAAGAGUUGGAGGAGAUUUGUGGAUUUUCUCCUGAUGUAUCUGAGGAUGGUUUUGAAACAGAUGCGGAAUCGUUUGCCGGCAACAAUUCGGAUGUAUCCAUAAUCGAUAUUCUUGUGGCAAGUGACAAUUCUGAUGACUAUGAUAAGGACAGUGAAACUGAACGGAAUACAUCUGAAAAAGAAUUGUGCGUCUCUGGUCUCCGUAACCAACCGAACGAAUUAGAGGAGACUUUUGGACUGUCCGAUAAUCUCGAUACGUCUGAGGACGAGCUGGAAGAUGAUUCAGAAGCACUAAAAAGCCGCAAAUCGCUUCCAGUUUUCCUCGAUAAGCUUUCGCUAAGAAAAAAUGAUCAUGCUAAAGACGUCAGGAUGGAAAAAAAUGCCUCGACAAAUGAACCACAACCGGCUUCUUCCGGUCUCCAGAACCGGAAGCUAACUACUGAAGCUGCAUCCGAAAAAUGUAACAUAGACACAGACACAGCGAACGACGAUCAACCGGAUGAUGAUUGUUCUGAGAUGGACCAAUCAGACGAAGAAGAAAAUGACUGGAAAAAAACUGAUUGGCCUCAGCAACCCAACGCGAACAAUUUUGAUAAUGUUCGUUUGCAAGCCUCGGAUAAUUUUCCGCAUAACACGAAACCGUCGGUUUAUUUUGCAAAAUUUUUUGACGACAGUGUAAUAGAACUGUUGGUUACACAAACAAACAUGUACGCAGCUCAACAGAAAAGUCGAAGUUGGGAGCCGGUGUCUCAAGAUCUAAUGAAAGCUUUUCUUGGAAUUACAAUAUUGAUGGGACUAAAGCCACUGCCUGCUGUUGAGCUGUAUUGGUCCACUGACCCCUUCUUCUGGACGGAAGAGAUCGCUGCUAUUAUGCCGUGCAAACGAUUUAAGAAAAUUAUGGAGAACCUACAUCUGAAUGACAACAGCGCGAUGCCUUCGAGGAAUUCCGAUCAAUUUGACAAGUUGUUCAAGGUUCGCCCACUUCUUAACUUAUUGAACUCUGCAUGCCAGAAUGCUGCAAAAUGCACAUCAUCGCAGUCGAUUGAUGAAGCAAUGAUUCAAUUCAAAGGCCGAUCAUCAAUGAAACAGUAUAUGCCACUCAAGCCGGUGAAAAGAGGAUAUAAGGUCUGGGUCAGGGCCGACAGCGAAACAGGAUACGUAUUCCAAUUCGACAUUUAUUCCGGUAAACGUGACAAUAAAGCACCAACUGUCGGUCUGGGGGCACAAGUAGUAAAGCAGUUGACCAAGCAACUAAUCCAAAAUGGUUUUCAAGGUCAUUUCAGUUUUGACAGAUUUUUUACCUCCUACGAAAUAGUACAAUAUCUAUUUGAUCACGGAAUUCACGUAACAGCUACAGUCAACUGUAACAGAUCAGAUCUUCCAGUUUUGAUCAAACAACACAAGUCACAAUCGAAAAUGCGUAAGCAUUUCAGGAGAGGUCAAUAUAAGUGGCGUGUGAAGAAAAACGUCGCUUUUAUAAUGUGGCAAGACGUCAAAAUGGUUACACUAUUGACUACAGCAUUUCAUCCACUUACCGAAAAAGCCACAUGUGAAAGAACGCAACAUGAUGGUACCACUAAAACCCUUCCAUGUCCAAAAGCUAUUGUGGAGUACAUAAAUAGGAUGGGAGGUGUUGACCGUUUCGAUCAAAAGAGAAAAAGCUAUGAGGUCGGAAGAAAAAGCAAGAAGUGGUGGAUGCGAAUUUUCUAUUUCUGCAUAAAUUUGGCUAUCACAAAUGCACAUUUGUUGUACUCUUCUAAUAGUCGCAUCCGAAACCCUAUGUUGCAGUUGCAGUUCAGGUUGAAGCUGGCACGGGAUCUCGUAGGUGAUUACACAUGCCGAAAACGAAGUCUACAAGCCGAGCCGAAAUAUGCUACAAAGAAACCCAAAAUGUCAUCAAACUACCAGAAAGAACGAGUUCCAGACAACCUACGCCUUACGGAUGUUGGAAGUCAUCAGUUGGAGCAGCUACCAGAAUACCGCCGCUGCCGCUUGUGCAGUACGAAAACUAGGAAUAAGAGAUCUAAAAUACAAUGCACUAAGUGUAAGGUAACGCUCUGUGCAACACCGUGUUUCAGAUUGUUCCACGAAGAGCAGAGUCUUUCAUAA